AUGCAGCAAUUUCUUGAUGGUCAUGAUCCAUCACUUCCUGUCAUAAUUAUACUUCAACUAUGCAAGCUUAAGAAGAUGACUGCUGCAAAUGUGGAACUAACUCAAGUUGUUAGUCAGAUGUUUGUACCUCCUGUCCUAAGUGUGGCCGAUGAUUUGUUGCAGACACCUAGGAUGACAAUCGAGGAUCUCAUUGAAUCUACUCAGGACAGCUAUACUGUGAUAAGUGCUAGAUGCCCCGUACCUAGGUACAAGGUUCAUCUCCAAGUUAUUGAUGAUACAAGAUCAAUAACUUUUGUCAUGUUUGAUCGUGUUGUUUUUCAAGUAGUGGGGCUGACAGCUCAAGAUUUGCUGGAUUAUAUGAACAAUGAUCCUAGCUCCCCUCCUUACCCUCGAGAGCUUGACCUGUUUGUCAACAAAUGGAUGCUAUUCAAAGCCGAAGUAACUGAUGCCAAUUUGUACCGCAAUUGGCGUGGUUACAACGUGAAAAAAGUUACUUCUGAUGCAGAUGUUAUUAGUCGGUUCACUUCACUGCAUGGAAUACAGGUAAGGUUUUGUCAGUGCCAAUUUCAAUCACUUAGAAUGUGGUUCAUUUCCUAA
Molecule: messenger RNA, 597 nt
Organism: Trifolium pratense (red clover)
Lineage: Eukaryota; Viridiplantae; Streptophyta; Magnoliopsida; Fabales; Fabaceae
Exons: 5
Coding region: 1-597 (198 amino acids)
Source: RefSeq, a predicted model, not a curated record